Messenger RNA from Xenopus tropicalis (tropical clawed frog), 612 nucleotides. Its product is annotated as pollen-specific leucine-rich repeat extensin-like protein 4. The transcript is spliced from 2 exons. The coding region runs from base 1 to 612 and encodes 203 amino acids. NCBI's taxonomy places the organism in Eukaryota, Metazoa, Chordata, Amphibia, Anura, Pipidae. The record is from RefSeq and is a predicted model, not a curated record.
AUGAAGAUUAGUUGUAUUAGCCCGACCCCACCAACUCCGCCCCGCCACCGCCGUCGCCUCCGCUCUCUAGCCAACUCACGCUCAACUCUCCGUGCGUGCUCGGCGUCCACCUGCCCCGCCGCGCACGCUCGGCGCCCCCCGCCGUGCCCCCCGCCCAACUCGGCCCACCCCCCCAUCCUCAGUCCGCCCCCGCCCUGCCCCCCGCCUGCCGCCCGCGCGCACUCCCUACGGCCGACCUGCCCUGUCGAGCUCCUGCCUAGCCCUACUAGCUGCACCCACGUGCAACCCGACUCUACCUCCUCGUAUGCACCUCUCCGACACCCACUCUGUCCGUCAUUGUACCGGGUCACGCACCCACUGUACCUGGCUCGCCCUGAUAUCGCCUCUCCACGCCCCCCGGGCCACCGCGCACGCCUCUGCUCACGCCCUCCGGAGCGCGCUUCCCCACCUCGCACUCGCUCGCCCCGUCAGCCCCUGGAUCGCCUCAGCCCGCGUCUAGCGCGCGGACUCCCUCGCAUUGCCGGACUACAACCCGGCGACCCAUCUUUAGCGUACCCAAUCCAAGCGCCGUGCCCGGCCGUGCCAGCGCGCUCCCGACCGCUCCCAGCGUGA